GAUUAUUAUUGAUAAGGCGGAUGCUGGGUUUUAGUACGCCAUUUUCGUAGAUGCUCAUCAUUAUUUGAAAAAGUUUUGAUUUUUAGAAAUAUGUCACGGCGUUCCCAAUUAUUUGUUGGUCGUUUGCCUCUAGAUUCCAGAGAAAGAGAUAUUGAAGCGUUAUUUGAAAGAUAUGGAAGUUUGGUUAGAUGUGAUUUGAAAUAUGGAACUGGAAUGGCAUAUGCAUUUGUUGAUUAUGAAGAUAAGAGGGAUGCUGAGGAUGCAAUCAAGUACGAAAAUGGACGUGAUCUUCGUGGGCAGACAAUUGUGGUAGAAUGGGCAAGAGGUCCUUCAAGUCGUCCUCCAAUGCGCAGCAGGACAACUGCUGAAUGUUAUAGAUGUCAUCGUCAUGGACAUUGGGCAAGGGAUUGUCCAGAAUUAGAACGAGAUCGUUAUAAGGCCAGGCGUUAUUCUCGUUCCAGAUCUCGAUCUCGAAGACAUAGGUAUAGUUACAGUAGAAGCCGCAGUCCAUCUCGAGGUCGUUGGGGACGCCGUCGAAGAACACCUAGUCAAGUGCGCUCACCCAGCUACAAUCGCUCAAGGCGACCUAAGAAGCGUUCCCCUACACCAGCUAGUUCUCAUUCACGUUCAAGGUAAAUAUAUA
Molecule: messenger RNA, 643 nt
Organism: Stegodyphus dumicola
Lineage: Eukaryota; Metazoa; Arthropoda; Arachnida; Araneae; Eresidae
Molecular function (GO): zinc ion binding; RNA binding
Source: RefSeq, a predicted model, not a curated record